Molecule: messenger RNA, 537 nt
Organism: Gigantopelta aegis
Lineage: Eukaryota; Metazoa; Mollusca; Gastropoda; Neomphalida; Peltospiridae
Exons: 2
Coding region: 1-537 (178 amino acids)
Source: RefSeq, a predicted model, not a curated record
AUGAAAGAAACAGUACAAGGUGAGAACAGCGGCAUCAAAUGGACCUCCACGGAGAUACUUGAAGAUCUAGACUUCGCUGAUGACAUAGCUCUGCUGUCACAUCGCUACAGAGACAUCCAAAGAGAAGCGGAAUCAUGGAAGGUCACCAAAGGCAUCUGUCAGAUGCUGGAAGUUUUUCAGAACAAGUGCUUCAGAGGGAUUCUGCGCAUCUACUGGCCAAACAAAAUCACCAACAAGGAACUCCAAGAAAGGACAGGCAUGCAGCCCAUCUCUCUCGAGGUUAAACGCCGCAGAUGGAAAUGGAUUGGACACGUCUGCAGAAUGCCAUUGACAUCCAUCCCAACAGUGGCCAUGCGCUGGACCUCUGGUGGCAAGAGAAUGAGAGGGAGACCCAAUGAGACCUGGAAAAGAUCGGUGGAGCGGGAGAUGAAGGCUCUUGCGUGGAGUUGGGGUCAGGUGACAAAGCUUGCAACGGACAGAAAACAUUGGCGUACUUUGGUGUUGGCCUUAUGUGUGACCGCACACGAAGAUGAUUAA